Messenger RNA from Thermothielavioides terrestris NRRL 8126, 1377 nucleotides. RefSeq lists its product as uncharacterized. The record is from RefSeq and is a predicted model, not a curated record. Bases 199 to 1017 code for a protein of 272 amino acids. NCBI's taxonomy places the organism in Eukaryota, Fungi, Ascomycota, Sordariomycetes, Sordariales, Chaetomiaceae. The transcript has a single exon.
CCACAACCGAAAGCCGUUGAGUUUCCGGAGGACGGAUCCUGGGAGGCCGAUUUCUCCAGAUGCCCAAGCUUCCUUUCCUUCCAUCUUCCCUCAGCAACGCGCUCUCUGUGAGCGGUUGAUCCACUCCUUCCAGGCCAAACUCACCGUAUACGCUUGUGAGCUGCCGUCCAUUCGUUUUCGAACGAUCUGCCGACCACCAUGCCUACCAAGGGCCACCACCGCUCUCGGUCGUCGAUCGACCGCGUCAUCGAGCUGCUGGCCGACCUCGAGGAAUCCCAAAUCGCCGUCCUUCUGGACGAACUGAACCACACCACAUCCAGCAAUGUGCCUGUGUCGGAGGCAAUUGCACUAUUUGAGCAGCAUGCGAACAAGCCGAGGCGGAGAUUUGGCCGCUCGCCGUCGCCCGUGAGAGCACUGCAGGUCGAACUGGAGCGACGUCACAGCAAGCGGAUCUCCUCGGCACCCGAACCGAAGGUCCGCACCAAGGCAGCCUCUUUUACACCACCCACCCUGCGGCAACAGACAGCCCUACCGCCAGAUCCUCCGUCAGUCUCGCCGCCAGCUCAACCCGCGCCGAAGCACCUGCAUUCCGACCGACCCGAUCACACCGAGCGGCCCUCCUUAACGCUCCCUCCCCCGGUGCCCAUCGAGCGGCCCAAGUCACCCAAGUCGUCCCCGGCCGGCUCACCAUCAGAUUUCCGACCGCCUUCGUACAAGAGGAUCAGCCGGCCCACGUUCCUUUCGCCGACGGCCACGGCCGAGCUGCACCUGCUAUUGCUAGCCUUCUUCAACGACAACCCGACCUCCGCAACCACGCCGGCCACGCCGUCCCCCUCCACGCCGCAGUUCUUCGGCAUGUCCCAUUCUCCCUUCUCCGAUUUCGAGCCCGAGCCGUGCACGCCGGGCCUCGAUCUCCUCGAGCCCUCGCCGUUUCGGACCCCAAGCACUUCGUCCGGAAGGAGUAUCCGGACGAUGCCCAGCAUGAGCAGCAUCUUCGAGGUUUUGACGUCGCAGUGAACUGAAUCUACCGUUGCCACGACAAGCUUUUGCACCAGUAUCAAACGUAAUUGUACGAUAGGGGAGGGAAGGUCUGGGAUGAUAUCCGAGCUGCAGAGCUCUUUGUUUCUUGCUACACGAGUUGCUUGUUUCUUUGCGGAGGCGAAUACAAUCUCCCUUGGGAGAGUUUAAUCACGAUCCGUUCGUCUCAAAUUCUCGUCAUUGGUCCGAGCAGAUUCGUGUUUUCAGUCCCGACACACUCCAUACUGAUUACAGAGUGCUCGUCCUUUGAGCCACAACUGCCGCUGUCCAAAAUAGACACCUUCGCUCCCACCUCAGCAGCUUACUUCGCCACCUGCCUCAUCUUGCCGCCCGAUACAC